CAGACGAAGAGGUAGGUCCCUUCUCCAAUUCAUAAUUAAAACCCCAAACAGUACCCGCCAUCCUCUUAAACCCUAGCGCCUUCGUCCCCCAAUCACGCUAGCCAAGUAGCCAUGGCAACCACAGCCGCCGCCGCCCCCCUUGACGACGCCAAGGCCAGGAAUGUUCUCCGCCAGGUGGAGUUCUACUUCAGCGACAGCAACCUCCCCCGCGACGGAUUCCUGCGGAGGGCCGUCGAGGAAAGCGAUGAUGGCUUGGUGAGCAUGGCUCUCAUCUGUUCCUUCUCGCGGAUGAGGUCGCACCUAGGGCUCGAAGGGGACAUGAAGCCAGAGACUGUGCCGGAGGAGACGGUGCUUGCGGUUGCCGACGUGCUGCGCCGUUCCUCGGCCCUCCGUGUCUCCGAGGACGGGAAGAAAGUUGGUAGGGCUACUGAGUUGUUGAGGCUGGAUGAGGUCAUAGAACAAGUGGAUUCUAGGACAAUUGCUGCAUCACCGCUUCCUUACAAUGUAAAACUGGAAGUUGUUGAAUCUUUUUUUGCUCAAUAUGGCAAGGUAAAUAGCGUGAGGCUACCACGACAUGUUUAUGACAAAAGACACUUCUGUGGCACUGCUUUAGUUGAAUUUUCAGAAGAAGAUGAAGCAAAAGGUGUUUUCGAGAAUAAGCUUGUUUUUGCAGGGGCAGAUCUGGAAAUAAGACCAAAGAAAGAAUUUGAUGCUGAAAGAGAGGUGAAGAAAGAAGCAUAUGAAAAGUCACAUCCCAGUAAGAAUGGUCCUGGCGAAGGCUAUCCAAAAGGUCUGAUUCUGGCCUUCAAGCUGAAGAAAAUUCCAGCUGAUGUUGACACGGAACAAAAUGGUUCAGACAAAGUAGAUGACACUGAUGGUUCCAAGAAGGAAGAAGCUUCUAAUACCACAGAGAAAAGUGUUGAGCACGAAGAGAAGAUCUCUGAGAAUAACGGCGAUGUGAGUGAAGGGCAGUCAGAUGGUAUUGACGACUUGAAAGGGGUAGCUGCUGGGGAAACUGCACAUUCUACAAACAAUAAUGAAGAUACAAUCUUGAGGGAGGACAUAAAAGAAGAAUUCACAAAAUUUGGCACAGUGCGGUAUGUGGACUUCAGUAAAGGGGAAGAUUCAGGAUUCAUUCGGUUUGAGGAUUCCACAGCAGCUGAAAAGGCCCGUGCACUUGCAGCCCUGGCAGAUGAAGGCGGUUUGAUUAUGAAGGGCCACAUCGUUACUUUGGAACUUGUGUCUGGUCAAGCCGAAGACGAUUAUUGGAGUGCAAUUCGAGGCGGUCAAGAGAAAUAUAAAGAGAGUCGAAACAACAAAGGAUGGGACCGGAAGAAUAACAGAGGCGGAAAGCACUUUGGUGGGAAGCGGGGUCGCUACUUCGACUCCCACGAGAGGUCCUCUAAUAAAGCUCAAAAAGUUUAGAGCUUUAGAGAGAAUGAGGAAACAUAUAUGCUGUGUUGCUUCCGUCCACAUGUUUGGAAGUGUCCCUUGGUGACUGUUUUAUGUUUUAUUUGUUCCUGUGCGUCGUGGGCUGCGCUUUUUAAAGUACAGACUAUGAAUUACGAAUCAUGUUGACAACGAGAAGAGAGGAAAGUGAACUGUAUGCGGCUAAAGCUCAAUACUGGAAGAAAAAAAACUGAACGCCUUUAUGCUA
Molecule: messenger RNA, 1657 nt
Organism: Phragmites australis (common reed)
Lineage: Eukaryota; Viridiplantae; Streptophyta; Magnoliopsida; Poales; Poaceae
Product: la protein 1-like
Exons: 10
Coding region: 112-1425 (437 amino acids)
Biological process (GO): RNA processing
Cellular component (GO): nucleus
Molecular function (GO): mRNA binding
Source: RefSeq, a predicted model, not a curated record